UCAUACCGAGGCCUUUUAAAUUAUCAUUGACUUUUUUUAAAAUGGAUAAUUUUGUUAUUAAAACGAUAAAAUUUUCAAAUGUCGGGUAUUUUUAGAAUCAUUAAAAAUUACUCUCUGUACCACUUUCGGCAGUCUGGUAAACAUUCGACGUCAGUUUUUAAAUAUUUUUUCUUGUCUACUAUUUCGUAGAAUCAUUGCUCCGUAAAAAUUUUUUCCCGGUUGUUGUGCCGAUUAAUAAUAAAUGAUUUUUAAAAAUAACAUGAUUAUUAAUAAGAAUAUUAUUUUUGUAAUAAUAAAUGUUUUAAUAUUUAAUAAAAUUAUUUAUGCAGAGAAUUGUACUCCAAAAAUAGGAAUUAUUGGUGGAGGAAUUGGUGGAGCAUCGGCAUCUCAUUAUCUUGUAAAUUUAUUUAACGAAAAUGUGGAUAUUGAUUUAUUUGAAGCUGAUAAAAUUGGCGGAAGAUUGGCAACACUUGAAAUAAACGAUCAUGAAUAUGAAGCCGGUGGUUCUGUUAUUGAGUACAAUAAUUUGCAUAUGAGAUAUUUCGCACAGUUUUUAAAACUCGAAGAAAAUAGUCUUCCUCAGAAUUCAAAAGUUGGCAUUUGGAAUGGAGAUAAUUUUAUAUUCAACAAAAGUCCUUACCCAUUUAUUUCAUCAUUUAAAUUAUAUUAUAAAUAUGGACUUGAACUAUUGUCUUUCUACAGGCUUAUUGAUUCAAUACUCAGUGACUUUGGACGAAUAUAUGAAUAUCAGCAAGCAGAAAUAGGUUUUGAAAACUUGACAAGUUUGCUUGCUGAAAUGAAUAAUAAAUUUCCAGAAAUGCUUAAAAUAUCCACAAGGGAUUUUUUAAUUAAUAAAGGAUUCUCUUCUGCACUGAUUGACGAAUUAAUUCAACCAACAUUGACAGCUAAUUUUGGACAUGAUGCGGAUAGUGCUCACAGUAUUCUCGGUAUUUUAUCUUACGCUGUGUCAGUGUCUCCUCUUUGGUCUGUAAAAGAAGGAAAUAAAAAAGUACCGGAGAAUCUUAUCAAGAUUAAUAAGAGGGUAAAAGUUAUUCCUGCAGUAGUUAAUAAAAUAAAUUAUGCUCCCAAAGACGAUGGAUCUCCUGGAUAUGACGUCUACUAUGACACAGGAAAAUCUGAAGACACAUGGAAAAAUUAUGACGUUGUCAUAAUAGCAACGCCACUGACUCAUGAUCAAAAAAUGCCCAUAGAGUUUUCAAACUUUCCAGAAGAAGUUGACUUAAAACCUGCCGGAGAAUAUCAGAUGUCUUACGUAACAUUUGUUGAAGGCGAACUUAAUCUUGGGUAUUUCAAAAUACAGGAAUCAAUUGACGUUAUCUUGAGUUAUGAUUUUAACAAAACUGUUGUGUGUUCCAUUGAAAAAUUGACUACUGUACAAGGCGAGGAUUCAAAUGUUUGGAGAAUAUAUUCCAGGAACUCAGUGGAAAAAAAUGUUAUUGAUAAAAUGUUCCAUCAAGUACAGCAAAUUAAAGAAGUUAAAUGGAAGGCGUACCCAAAAUACUCAACAAUACAAUCUAAUAAUAAUUUCAAGCUCUAUAAUUCUCUGUACCAUGUCAAUGCUAUUGAAUGGGCAGCCAGUGCCAUGGAGAUGAGUGCCAUCGGCGGUAGAAAUGUUGCACUUCUAGUUUACAAUGAUUACAAAAAAAAAUGCAACAUGACUCCCACUUUCAAUACAAAAAGCCAAGACAGUCAACGUCACAGUGUUGAGUUAUAAAACUUUAAAUAAUUAAUCUCGUACUUCUACCUCAUUUUACCACCACCCAAAAGUUUAUUUUUUGUACGCAUAUUUAAUACGACAGGUCAUAAAUUUUUCUAUACUCAGAUUUAUAAAGUUUUUUUUUACACAAAUAAUAAUAACAAUAAAUAUAUAUUUUUUUACAUUUACUGAAAAUAUUAUUCUAAAAAUAUUCUUAUAAAUUACAGGUUAACUGUAAAAUAAAGUUUUGUAACUAUUUUAGAUAUAAAAAUAA
This is a messenger RNA of Microplitis mediator, 1991 nucleotides long. Its product is annotated as prenylcysteine oxidase 1-like. The record is from RefSeq and is a predicted model, not a curated record. The transcript has 7 exons. The coding region runs from base 242 to 1735 and encodes 497 amino acids. Gene Ontology annotation, molecular function: prenylcysteine oxidase activity. Lineage: Eukaryota; Metazoa; Arthropoda; Insecta; Hymenoptera; Braconidae. Gene Ontology annotation, biological process: prenylated protein catabolic process; prenylcysteine catabolic process.